Cylicocyclus nassatus is the source of this 216-nucleotide messenger RNA. The record is from the annotation of a GenBank genome assembly. Lineage: Eukaryota; Metazoa; Nematoda; Chromadorea; Rhabditida; Strongylidae.
AUGAAUUUCAACGACAAACUCUAUUCAAAACAAGGAAUCCACAGCCUAACAAAAGGGCACACUGAAUAUGUCGAGGUACUUAACGCCUUUGGAGGAAUCUACACUGGACAGCUUCGAAGCAAUGCUGGCACGAUAAGAAUGAGUAUGUGCUUAGAGUCAAAGGCUAGGAUUGAACUUCUACCGCCCUUUGUGGGUUGUUGCGGUGCAAAACUAUAG